This is a messenger RNA of Lolium perenne, 2059 nucleotides long. RefSeq lists its product as uncharacterized. The record is from RefSeq and is a predicted model, not a curated record. Gene Ontology annotation, biological process: meristem development; meristem maintenance. NCBI's taxonomy places the organism in Eukaryota, Viridiplantae, Streptophyta, Magnoliopsida, Poales, Poaceae.
UAAAGCCUCGUAUGGUGGAUACUAUGUUCAAAACACCCAAGCCUUUUGCUCCGGAGCAAGCACAUGCUUUCCUUGAGAAUCGUCAUAAUAUCUUUUGGUUCCCAUAUACUUUGACAAAUCCAGAUGGUUUAUUCCAGCCCAAAAAGGCUUUCCUAAUCUCGAUUCGACGGGGAAUGCUUCCUUGGAGGCGUGGCUGUUUGGAGAAUGAUGCUUGCAUAGCUGAACCGUAUCAUCCAGAUCGAGUAGCACAACAAUUCCGUUUUGACCAAGUCGUGCCUUUCUCUCCUCUACAAAGCUUAUAUACGACUGACGAGAUUGGAAUUGCUCAUGCUUUUUGGCUGCAUUUGCUCUCACUGGAUCCGGCGUUCAAAUAUUUUCCGAAUGAUAAUCGAGUCACGGAUUCUUCUGUGGCGUGGGCUAAUUGGUGGAGAAAUUUUGUGAAACCUUUUGCCCGUAUUUCAAAUUCUCUUUGCAAUGGCAACAUGUUGGGAAAGAUUUCUUAUGAUGAGAGGAAGAAGAGCAAGUAUGCGCUACAGCAUCAUAUCACUGCUCGUCCACUUUCUACCACAGACCUUAAGGUGGUAAAACGGGUAUGUGAUAGUCAACGAGUACAAUAUAUUACUGUCAUUGAGAAGAUAGAGGAAAGAAUCAAAAAUCGUUGGACACCGGUACUCCAAAGUUACGAGCAGGAUGUCGUUGCUGCUACUCACCCAAUACAAUCAGAUAAGCAAGGACGUCUAUCAAAUGACAAUGUUGCAGCUGUGGUUUCCUCUGCCCAACCGUUGGCGAGGUAUAAUGAACCUCCAAAGAUCACUCCCAAUACUAAUGGAAAGAGGUCUAGGCAGUCUACGUCUACCCUCACUCCUGUUGACGAGGAUGAGAGGUUACCCUUGAAGCGAAAACUUGAUUUUUCUGCAGAGUCUGAUUUGUCUGCAUUUCCAGUGUUUGAAACUGUAACGACAGAAUCAGAUUUUGGUACUUUAAUCAGCAAUGAAAAUCUUGACCGCGCGCUUGCUGGUGAAGAUGAUCACGGUUGGGAGGAUCUUUUUGACAUAUACAUGGAGAGUUAUCAGUCCGAUGGGUCUGGGAUGCCUCAUUCAUCUUCUACUUUAAAUGGGGCUCAAAAUAUUCCUGCAACCCCUAAUGAUUUUGGUUUUUCGUCAACCUUACAUGGUAGCGAGCAGGACGCUCACAGUUUGGCAAGUCCCGAGGUGACGGUGGUCGUUUCAGGAAAGAGCUCAGAAAUGGAACAUAAUCUCAUAAGGGAUCCUUUUCUGGAUGCCACCAACAAGGUAGUGAAGAAUGCUCUUAAGGGUUUGAACACGACGACAAUCUGUGAUCCUGAGCAUCGUAUCAUGCUUGAGGAGAUUUCGAAGAUGCUGCCUGGGUAUAUUCCCCAGAUAGCUAAAGCUAAAGAAGUGUUAGUCCAGCUUGUUACUCUUUCAAACAAGCUAGAAACUAAUCAGGAUGAACUUCAGAAGGAGACUGAAAAGGAGAACCAUGCUAGGACUGAAGCGACACUUGAAGUUCAGUCCCGCGAAGAUGCCGCUAAAACUGUUGCUGAAGAAUUAUCUUCCGUUGGGAAACGUCGUGCCGAACAGGCAGCAUUCGUAGCAAGUCUUAAGGCACAGCUUGAGGAGGCUUCUGCUGCUUUGUUUGACCUUGAUGGGAAUGAAGAGAAGCUACGGCAAGCAUACUCUGUUCACGAGUCAGAACUGAAGGAGCGCAGAGAUAGGCUUCAGAAUGCCGGCGUUGGCCACAGUCAAAAGCUCACUGAAUUCCAGCAACAGGCCCAAACUUUGAAGCUUGAAGCGGAUCAGCUCAUUGGAAAUCUGCGCAAAUGGCGCUCCCUGUGAAGGAUUCAGAUUGUCCGCGUCUCUUUUACUUGGUCAUUAUAGUUUCUGAUUUCAUUUCUUCAGAAUUAGCAUUUUGUUUAUCAUUUGGUAUUAAGUGGUUAGCAGACUAUGUCAUGCUAUUCGUGUAACAAUUGAACUUCAGUCAAUCACUUUGUUAGGAUUCGCGUGUCUUUAAGCUCCCAACAUUUAUUUAUAAUGUCCUG